AUGUCCGCGUCGCCCACCCAACCCGCCAACUCGGCCAAGCGCCCCCUCGAGGAGACCUCGUCCCCUUCGCGUAGCAACGACCAGCCCGACGCGAAGCGCCCAGCCUUGGACAAAAUACUGAAGAGUGAUGAGGAGGUUGAGAUGGCGCAGCCACUCGACGCAACUACCAUCCCAUCCACGGAUGUGAACGGUGCCGACAAGACCAAUGGCGCUGAUACAAAGUCUGAGGCUGGCGACGAAGGCGCCGAAGGUUCCGAGACGAAGCCUAUCCAGAGCUCCGUUGCCGGCUCCGUUCCCGCGACCUCCACGCCCUCGGCAAGUCACGAUGAGAGAGAUUGGAUUCACAUUCGCGCUGUCAUUUCCAGCCCGGAAGCUGCCACCGUCAUUGGAAAGGGUGGAGAAAAUGUAUCAAACAUUCGCAAGAUGUCGGGUGCCAAGUGCACCGUUAGCGAUUACCAAAAGGGGGCCGUUGAGCGCAUCUUGACUGUUAGCGGCGUUGUCGAUGCUGCUGCAAAGGCCUUCGGUCUCAUCAUUCGGACUCUCAACAAUGAGCCUCUGGCCGAGCCAUCCAGUGCCCAGUCAAAGACGUACCCUCUGCGCCUGCUCAUCCCUCACAUCUUGAUCGGUUCCAUCAUCGGAAAGGGCGGCGCUCGUAUCCGCGAGAUCCAGGAGGCUUCCGGUGCAAGGCUUAACGCGUCCGACUCCUGCCUGCCUCUGUCGACCGAGCGUUCGCUGGUGGUUAUGGGUGUUGCUGACGCGGUUCACAUCGCUACAUACUACGUCGGCAGCACCCUGCUAGAGCAGCUGAAUGACCGGUUCGGUGGACCUGCUGCUUCCGCAUAUGCGACAAGGAGUGGUGGCCCCGCUGGCGUUGUCCCUGGCGGCAUGCAAGUUGUCCCAUACAGCCCGCAGCCAACCACUGGCAACUACGGUAACCGCGAUAACUACAACCGCAGACACGACGCUCGCGCCCAACAUCACGGCCUGCCAGCUGCUCCGUACGGCGCGCAGCCCUACCCUCACCAGGCAGCCCAGCCCAACCCGGCCAUGCCCAUUCACUACGGUGCGGCGCAGGCUGGCGGCUAUGGCGCCGCUGCUCCUAUGCAACCCCACGCAGGUGCUGCCAUGCCUCAACCUCACGGCGCUCACCCAGCUCAGCCCGUUCACGGAGGAGCCAUGCCAGGCGCGCCUCUGACCCAGCAGAUCUACAUCCCCAAUGAUAUGGUUGGAGCCAUCAUCGGAAAGGGCGGGCAAAAGAUCAACGAAAUACGCCAGAUCAGCGGUAGUGUGAUUAAGAUCAACGAGCCGCAAGACAACAGCAACGAACGCCUGGUCACAAUCACGGGCACAGAGGAGUGCAACAGGAUGGCGCUUUACAUGCUCUACUCUCGUCUUGAAUCGGAAAAACACCGGAUCUAG
Messenger RNA from Colletotrichum abscissum, 1419 nucleotides. Its product is annotated as KH domain-containing protein. Gene Ontology annotation, molecular function: mRNA 3'-UTR AU-rich region binding. Bases 1 to 1419 code for a protein of 472 amino acids. Gene Ontology annotation, cellular component: cytoplasm; nucleus. The transcript is spliced from 3 exons. The record is from RefSeq and is a predicted model, not a curated record. Gene Ontology annotation, biological process: regulation of gene expression. NCBI's taxonomy places the organism in Eukaryota, Fungi, Ascomycota, Sordariomycetes, Glomerellales, Glomerellaceae.